AUGGUUCAAUCGUCGAAUGAAGAUGAUGAUGAUGAUAAGAUUGGUCCCCCUGGUCGGGUGUUCCGCAGUGGGUUGCCUGAAUAUGCAGAGGAUGUGGCAGAUUACAGUAUUAGAGAGUAUCCUCAACGUGAUUAUGCGGUCAACCGUGUCGAGGAAUACUGGGCGUUGCCAAUCUAUCAUCAUCCUACUCGACACCUCCCCAUUGGUGUACUCGAAAUUGUAUCACCAUCUGAUUUUAUCGGAUUACCUCGAUAUCGGGUUCUGGAGAAGCUUCAGAAUCUACCACGGGAGGUGAAUCUGACGACUACUUGUGUAAGCCUCCCUGCAGAAGUAAAUUCAUGUCAAGAUGGAGAAAUUGCUAUAAUUGACCAAGCAUUGAGCAAGGUGAGGCAAAUAAGUGGACUGGGCUAUGCUGAAAGUUGGACUACUUCUAGAGAAAUACUCAGUUCUCGUGAAGGUGUAGAUUUUAUUCGGAAGGGACAAGGGGUAGUUGGGAGAGCAUUCUCAUCCAAAAGUGCAUGCUUUUGUGGGGAUAUAAGCCAAUUAAGCAUAACAGACUACCCCUUGGUAGUCCAGGCACGACCCUGUGAGCACUCUGCCUGUUUUGCAGUUUGUUUGCAGAGCUCUUGCCCGAACAAGUGCAUUUACGUAUUGGAGUUCUUUUUACCUAUGUAUGGAGAAGUUGAAGAUGAAGCAGACUAUGGGGAUCCUAGGACAUUGUUGAACAGGAUAAUGGGGACAUUGAAAGAACACCUCCAAAGUUCUUUUAAGAUUGCUUCAGGACAAGAAUUGGGGCAGAAAUUGACUGUUGAGGUUAUAAAGGUCUCUCCAGAGGAUGAAUUUGAUUCUUUUGAAAUCUGCAGUACUACUGGUAUCGAAUCUCAACCUAGGCUUGAAGAAGUACAAGGAGGAGACGGAAUGAUGCAUCUCGAUCUCUCAUCUCAACAAGUUGAUGCUGCAAAUGGUUCUAUGAAUGGUAUCCAUGAACAGCAGAAUGGAAGUGUUGGAUCUACACCUAGGCUUGCAAAAGCACAAGGAGGAGAAGGAAUGAUGCAAGUUGAUUUCUCAUCUCAGCAAGUUGAUACUGCAAAUGCUUAUAUAAAUGGUGUCCAUGCACAGCAGAGUGGGAUUGUUGGAUCUCCACCUAGACCAGAGCACGAGCAGGGCUUUGUCAACAUAUCAUAUCAAGAAUUAAAUCUUGCAGGAUUUGAUGUUGCGCACAAUUCUAUGAAUGGUGUUUAUGAACGGCAACAUGGAAUUGUUAGAUCUUCAACUGGACAGGAGCUCGUGCAAAACGUGGUCAGCAUAGCGGAUUAUGAACCAAUUGUGGAAGAUCCUGAAAGAGAUGAUGCUAGUAUAGAACAGAGGAACAAUGAAGUGACUAAUUUAAAAGUGCAAAAGCCUAGUAGUACUUUAAAAAUCGAACUUGGAAUUACUCGUGAGGUUCUUGAACAAAAUUCCAAGAGGAAACUUGUAGAUGCUGCAAAACAUAUUGGAGUUAGUCGAUCUACAUUGAAGCGUAUAUGUAGGGAAUACGGUAUUCACAGAUGGCCCCCUCGUAAAGCAAGGAAGGUUAAUCAAGCAUUUGCUGAACAGAAAAUUGUUCAACCUUCUACUGAAGAUGCUCAUGAACCCCACCAAUCAGGUCCAGCAAGGCUAGAAGAUGAUAAUGGCAUGUGGGUGAAGGCAGAAUAUCAAGGGUUCAUGAUAAAGUUCAGGCUUCCAUUUUCUGCCCGUAAAAUCGAUUUGGAGGGGAAGGUAGCACAGCGACUGAAUCUACCUGUGGGAAGUUUUAAAAUUGAGUAUCAGGAUGAAGAUGAUGAUCGGAUACGGAUAACCUGUGAUGAAGAUCUGAGAACGUCUAUGAGCACAUUAAGCUCAUUAGGUAGGACUACAAUCAAAAUGUAUAUUGUUGAAGACAGUCCAAAUAGGAGAGAUGAAUAGAUUUUUAAGAAUUAUAU
Molecule: messenger RNA, 1961 nt
Organism: Coffea eugenioides
Lineage: Eukaryota; Viridiplantae; Streptophyta; Magnoliopsida; Gentianales; Rubiaceae
Product: protein NLP7-like
Exons: 5
Coding region: 1-1944 (647 amino acids)
Molecular function (GO): protein binding; DNA-binding transcription factor activity
Source: RefSeq, a predicted model, not a curated record